Molecule: messenger RNA, 1044 nt
Organism: Aphidius gifuensis
Lineage: Eukaryota; Metazoa; Arthropoda; Insecta; Hymenoptera; Braconidae
Gene: scu
Product: 3-hydroxyacyl-CoA dehydrogenase type-2
Exons: 3
Coding region: 142-909 (255 amino acids)
Biological process (GO): fatty acid metabolic process; androgen metabolic process; estrogen metabolic process
Cellular component (GO): mitochondrion
Molecular function (GO): estradiol 17-beta-dehydrogenase [NAD(P)+] activity
Source: RefSeq, a predicted model, not a curated record
GCUGAUAUUAUUAAAAUAUUAAAUUAUUAAACUCCGAGGUGUUCCGAGGCAAUUUGUAAUAUAUCUACCACGUCCAUUGUUGUGUUAACAAUUGUUUUUUCUUCAAGUAAAAAUUUAAUUAUUAUUUAAAAAUACAUAAAAAUGUUGAAGGGUGUCGUGACAUUGGUUACCGGUGGUGCAUCUGGAUUAGGACGUGGAACCGUUGAAAGAUUUGUCAAGCAUGGAGCUAAGGUUAUUAUUGGUGAUUUACCAACAUCAAAAGGCAAUAACUUGGCCAAAGAACUUGGUUCAGAUGUUGUAUUUUCUCCCUUGGAUGUAACAUCUGAACAAGAUGUCAAAGAUGCACUUGAAAUGGCCAAAACAAAAUUUGGAAAAUUAGAUGUUGUUGUUAAUGCUGCUGGAGUUGCUGCUGCUCAUAAAGUAUAUAAUUUCAAUAAGGGUCUUUCUCAUGAUUUAUCAACAUUUUCUCGUAUUAUUAAUGUCAAUACUGUUGGUACAUUUAAUGUAAUACGUUUAUCAGUUGGUUUAAUGGGUGAAAAUACACCAAAUAUUGAUGGUCAACGUGGUGUUAUUGUUAAUACAGCAAGUGUUGCUGCAUUUGAUGGUCAAAUGGGACAAGCAGCAUAUUCAGCAAGUAAAGCUGGUGUUGUUGGUAUGACACUUCCAUUGGCUCGUGAUCUUGCCUCUGUUGGAAUUCGUGUUGUUACAAUUGCACCUGGUCUAUUUGAUACACCAAUGUUGCAAAGUUUGCCUGAUAAAGUACGUAAAUUUUUAGCUGAUACAGUACCAUUUCCAAAAAGACUUGGCAAUCCAGAUGAGUAUGCUCAAUUGGUUCAAGCAAUUGUUGAAAAUCCACUGAUAAAUGCUGAAACAAUUCGUUUGGAUGGUGGACUUCGUAUGCAGCCAUAAUAAUAUUAUUUUGUGUUGUUUUUUCUUUUUAUGUAUUAUACAUUUAUUUUUUUAUACAAUGUAUUUUUUAUUAUCAAAUCAAUUGAUUGAUUGAUAAAUAAUAAUAAAAAUGAUAUACAUGGUUAAUAAUUCAAU